AUGGCCUUGAAACCCGAGGACCCCAGUAAUGGGUUCCAGCAUGACAUGGUGGUGGCCUUCAUCAACGAGAGGAUGAGCAGGCACGAGAAAGGCUCUGCGUUCUAUCUCAAGAAUAUACACUUGUCCUGGGCGGAGGUGGAGGACAAGCUCCGGGCCACACUGGAGGAUCGUCAGGUGCCCAGCGAGGCCAAAGAGGCCUGUGUCUGGGGCAGCCUGGCCCUGGGCGUGCGCUUUGCCCACAGGCAGAGCCAGUUUUACACGCACAAGGUGCAGUGGCUGCAAGACUUCACCGAACUGCACAGGUCGGCCGCGGAGGCCUUGGUCUCAGACCUGAAGUUGCUCAAGGCACAGCAGGAGGUGGAGCGCAAGGAGGCGGCCUUCCUGCUGCAGCUAGCCCAUGCCAGGCUGGCGGAGGUGCAGAGAGAGCGGGACCUCCUGAAGUGGGAGCUGGCGCAGGCAUCCCGUUCGCUGCUGCGCCACCCCCGCCACCACCACCCCCCCCCGCCCCCAGAACAGGUGUCAGAUCUGCUCACUUCUCUCCAGGAGCUGGUUGCAAAGGGACCAGGCCUGGCCACUGCCAGUGGGACCGGGGCAGAAGGAGCAGGUGAGGAGGAAGAGGAGGCAGGGGCCACUGCUCCUACUGCAGCCGCUUUUGGAGCCACAGAAGGAGGAGGAAGACAGAAGGGUGUGGAAUGGUCAGAAGCUGCCGAGGGAGCAGAGGAGCUGCGCGGAGACCUUAUGCAGCUUCCCGGAGUUGGGAACCAGAAAAUUUACACCUUUGGUGGGCAGAGGGAGGGAGAUCUCAGGUCCGUGGGCCCACCCAUGCUUUAUUUAUAUGGGAUAGCAAAGUCCGGGUCCACAGCCUCACAGGAACCCCCUCCUGUCCAGCUCCCUGCCUCAUUCCCAUCCUCACACUCACGCCCCUUAUUCUCCUUCCCAGACGCACCCACACCAUCCCCACCAGCAGCGCCGUUCACAGCAGGAGCUCCAUCUCAGAGGUCUCCCCGCUGGGGGCCCUCUGAUUCUAGCCUGCGGUCUGAUGUGGGGGGCCAGGGAAUGGGCCCUCAAGAACCACAAAGAGACGGGAGGGACUCUGAUUCCCACCAGCAGGGGACACCUCCAGUACUUCGAAGGCCAACAGGCUGCCCUUGGUGUAAAGUGAAUUUUUCAGGGCAGAAAACUUGCUUCCACUGUGGGAGGGGAAUCUGGCUAUAA
Balaenoptera musculus (blue whale) is the source of this 1215-nucleotide messenger RNA. RefSeq names its product testis expressed 13B (gene TEX13B). The transcript has 2 exons. Bases 1 to 1215 code for a protein of 404 amino acids. NCBI's taxonomy places the organism in Eukaryota, Metazoa, Chordata, Mammalia, Artiodactyla, Balaenopteridae. The record is from RefSeq and is a predicted model, not a curated record.